AUGGAUGAUGGUAGGAAUAGUUUGACCAGCCCGGCGAGAGGGAGCGGAGAGCAGCAUGAGGAACUUGAAUUGAAUACAUUGCGAAGGAAACCAACUCAGGCCGAUUCGUCAUCCGAUGCGAUUCCUCAAAAUACAGCGUCGAGAGAAACGCACAAGUCUCCCUGGCGAACUUGGACGAAGUCCUUGUCCCCAUUGUUCACUCACCACGUCCCUCUCCGCGCCGCCAGAGACCAUCUUGCCAAUGAACGCGUCUUCCUUGGGUACAUCCGAACGUCUUCGGCCCUCGCCAACUUUGCCAUCACAAUCCUCCAGCUGUACAGGUUGAAGCACGAUCCAGUUCCUCGGGGAAUACUGAGCGACUAUGAUCUGGGAAUCCCAUUUGCGGUGGUGACGCUAGUCAUAGGGGUCGCCAUCACGCUCGCCGGAGCAUGGAGGUUUUUUGCUUGUCAGAGCGCUAUGGCUCAGAGAAAGCAGAUCGCCACUAGUGGGUGGGUGGUGCUCGUCUUUAUGCCGGCUGUGGCUUUCUUGCUCCUUGCGCUUAUGAUCCUCACCAUCAUUGUCAAUCCUAAUCUGUGA
Molecule: messenger RNA, 576 nt
Organism: Fonsecaea multimorphosa CBS 102226
Lineage: Eukaryota; Fungi; Ascomycota; Eurotiomycetes; Chaetothyriales; Herpotrichiellaceae
Exons: 2
Coding region: 1-576 (191 amino acids)
Source: RefSeq, a predicted model, not a curated record